AUGCACUCCCAGAGUGCAGUGGCCGGGAGCCAGACAGCCAACAGUCAACAAACGAGCGGAUCGAGGCUGCAGGACUUUUUCACUGCCGCGCGGCGCGCUGUGCUGCACGGCACCGUGAACGAGUCCAAUCCGGAUACCGUGGCACAGCUGGCAAACAUGAUGGGCGCCAUCCGCUUGGAGGAGCUGGGGCUGGACUCCGACAUGGUUGCGGACCCCUUCCUGGGGGCGCUCAAACUGCACCUGCGGGACAGCCGCAUCAAGUACAUGCGAAUCUACGAGGACCCCAGCCUCACGUUCGGGCUCUUUUGUUUCCCUGCCGGGACCGUCAUCCCCCUCCACAACCACCCCGACGGGCACAGCGCGAACCCAAGCCGCAGCGCAACCCGGCUGUUGUUUGGGCAGUUGCGGGUGAGCGCAUACGACUGGGUGGUGCAGCCGGCGGCGCCCAUCACGUCCGGCUCGGCGCGCGCCCGGCUCGUAUGCGACGCGGUCAUAGGGCCCGCGACCCCGCCGCUGGUGCUGUUCCCGUCGUCAGGCGGCAACCUACACGAAUUCACGGCUGAGACGCCAUGUGCCGUACUAGACCUGCUCACUCCACCUUACGAGCCGCCCGAGCGCAACUGUACCUACUACCGGGUUCAGCGCCAGGCGGCAUCGUGGCCCGUGGGUCUACCCGGGUCGCGGCGUGCAGUGGUGGCGCAGAAGAUGCGUGUGGGGGACGAAGUGGAGCUUGAGGUCUUCGAUCCGCCGGGCAGUUUCGAGGUGGUGUCUGGCUGCUACCCGGGGGAUCCCGUCGUGUAG
Molecule: messenger RNA, 801 nt
Organism: Volvox carteri f. nagariensis
Lineage: Eukaryota; Viridiplantae; Chlorophyta; Chlorophyceae; Chlamydomonadales; Volvocaceae
Exons: 7
Coding region: 1-801 (266 amino acids)
Molecular function (GO): oxidoreductase activity, acting on single donors with incorporation of molecular oxygen, incorporation of two atoms of oxygen
Source: RefSeq, a predicted model, not a curated record